Molecule: messenger RNA, 4417 nt
Organism: Panicum hallii
Lineage: Eukaryota; Viridiplantae; Streptophyta; Magnoliopsida; Poales; Poaceae
Exons: 6
Coding region: 12-1592 (526 amino acids)
Source: RefSeq, a predicted model, not a curated record
GGCGCCGCGCCAUGUCCAUCAAGGCAUCGAACCAACCACUGCGUCGCUCCCGGCGGCGUCUAUUCCCCCAACGCUCGCCCAGUCGCCCGUUGCUCCCCUACCAAAAUCCGUCGAUCCUGGCGGCGAUUCAAGAGAGACCCGGACCGAGGCUCUCCGGCGGGUGGAUGGAGUUCACGGCGAUGAAGCGGAGGGAACUGUUGGACCUCUGCCGGCAGCACGGCCUCGCCACCCGCGGCUCCAAAGCCGACCUUGCCGCUAGCCUCGCGGGUGCAAUCUCGGGUGCAGCUGCUGCAGAGAGUGUGGUUGAGGUGGUGGUUGGGAAGGGGUGUCUGAAGCGGCUAGGAGGUAGCACUAGUGGUGGUACUUCCGGUGCUGCCAAGAAGGUGCGAUUUGCAUUGGACGAAGAGUCAGAGGAGAGGGCAAGGAGAUGGAGGUCCCAGGUGAUCUUGCAGCCGGUUGUUACCAAGACAAGAGGGAGGCACAAAGCCAGGAAGAUACAUCCUGCUGCAGCAGUGAGCGGAAGAGGUUGCCGGUGGAAGCGUGAUGAUGUCGGUGGUGAUUCUGCUGAUAAAGAUGUCAUAGGAGAGGUGGGAGCAGAUGCCCCAUUGACGUGGUCCACGAUGCCAGCGGUGUGUUUAUGUGCUCAUAGUGAGGCUGAAAGUCAGAAUAAUCCUGCUGAGGCUGAGAAAGAAGGGGAGGUGUUCGAAGCAGCUAUUGAUAGGAAGUGGAAGCAGAAGACCCAUGAGAAUGCUGAGGUAAUUGCUGCCAAUGCUCAGGCUGCAGGAAACAGGUGGAGGAAGACAAGGGGUAAGCCCAAGGCUGAAGAGGCACUUCCUGAUACAGUGGUGAGUGCAGAUGCUCCAGUGACUCAGUCGAGGAAAGAGGCAAUGGAUCUGUGCCCUGAAAGUGGAGUUGAAUGUCAGAAUAAUCCUGUUGAGGCUGAGGAAGAAGGGCUGGUGGUGGGAACAGCUAUUGAUUGUAGGAAGCAGAAGCGGAAGCGGAAGGCCCAGGAGAAUGCCAAGGGUAUUGCUGCCAAUGCUCAGGGUGGAGUUUCUCAUGGAAGCACGAGGAAGUCAAGCUUGUCUACAGCUGCUGUUCUGUUGUCUGCUGUUGUUGAGAAUAAGAGACGGAGGAAAUUAGGGAAUGAUAAGGAUGAAAGUGGUGAUGAGGAGCAGACUGCUCAAGUUCAAGAUUUGGCCACUGUAGUGUCACCAGUUGACAUAGAAAAUGAAAGAAGUAGGAGGAACAGUGAAGAUUGUGUUCCUGCUGUGCAGAAAUCUGGCAGGACCACAAGAUCACACUCAGUAGCAGCUGCUGCGAUAUUGCCCAUAGUCAAUGGAAACAAGGUGUGGAAGGCAGAACAUGUGCUCCCAGAUGGAGACCUACCUGCAAAUUCGGAGGUUCCUCGAAAUGAUGCUCCUGUUACCAGGUCAUUGAGGAACAGAAUUGUUCAGGUUUACACCACUGUGGUAGAAGAAACACAUGUUGGUGAGAAGCUUGAAGACAAGAGGAAGAGAGGUAGACCGUCUACUCGCAGGCAUCAGCAGCUUGUGUCUUGUUGUAAAGGAAGAACAAGUUGCUGCUCCCUGUGAUCUCCCUCCACUAAAGCAAUUGACAAGAAACCAUCAUGAGGGUGAUGAAUUGUUAAGUAAUGCAAAUUUAGAGACCAACAAGCUAUGUAGACUACCAGUGGCCAAGGACUUGAAGAUAGAUCGCCCAUUGACAUUUAGUACCGCUAAUACCAGUGUGGAAGAUUUUGUGGUGAAGGCAGAAAAAGAGCUGGGUUUCACAAAGAGGAGCAGCGGUGAUAAGAGAAAAAAUGCUGGUGGAGUUUCAUUCUCUGGUGACAGUGGUAGUAAGGCUCCAGCUGCAAAAAUGGAAUUAGGAGUGCUUGAUGAAAGAACCACAUGCAUGAAUAAAAGUGUUAAUGGUGAGGAGUUUCAAAGUGCCAAGGUGGAGAUGUGGGUAAGCAGGCAGCAGUAAGACCGACUCCAGCGGACUUCCCAUCCCGUCCCCGCCGCGGUAAAUGGGACGCUGGGCGCACUGUUCACGCGCCCAGCGGAUUGCCCAUUGCGUCUCGGAAAAACGGGGUACCUCCCUCCCGUCCCGCAGAUCCGCGCGACCCCCCCCCCCCCCCAGCCUCCCAUCCCAACUGUCGCUCCCGUCCUCCCCUUCUCCCUCUCUGGUGCAUCUCGGGCGGACGGAGGCGUGCUUCUGCUGCGCCGUUCCUCGCCGGCGCCUAGGUUGCAUCGGACCACCACCGCCAGAUCUGCUGUUCUCGGGCGGACGGAGCACCGCCACCACCACCACUGGCGCGGACGGAGAUCCGGCGCGGACGGACCACCCCCACCGCUUCUCGGGCGGACGGAGAAGCAGCUGCAAGAGCCGGCGGCGCACGAGGUCUUCUUCACCCCCCAGCGCUGAAUCUUCCACUGCUCCGGCACCAUCUGCAGCAGGUGCUCCUCGAUCUCAUCUCCCGCUGGUAUGGCUCCACCUCCAUUGCCGAUGCAUCGCGGUCUGGAUUAAUCUUGUUGGCGUAGCAUGUUUCAUGACAAGUUUGGGAGUUGUUCGUGUGCCAUUCGUGUUGUCUUUGUGAAUCCCUCUUGAUGCCUGUUUAUGUUAAUGAUAUCACAGCGAUAUGGAGAACGUGUGGAAUGAACUUGAUGAUGGUAGCCAACAUGGCUUUGGUGUGGCUAGUUGCACCCCAUAUACUGAUUUGCUUGGUUGCCAAAUGACAGAGGGGCAGGACGAGGCAACUCCUCAUUGUGAUGUACAGGUUUCAAACAACGACACCACUGAGUCACCAAGCACUGGCAAACGACCCAAAAAAGCAAAGCAGGGACGGGUUUCAAAAAGCACAGCCAUUCGGUCCUCGAGCUAUACUCCUAAGGAAGAUGAGGUUAUCUGUUCAGCUUACCUGAAUGUGUCAAAAGAUCCCGUUGUCUCUGUGAAUCAGCCCAGCAAAACUUAUUGGGAGAGAAUUUGUGACUACUACAACAAGAAUCGUGGCAUUCGUGUUGUCUUUGUGAAUCCCUCUUGAUGCCUGUUUAUGUUAAUGAUAUCACAGCGAUAUGGAGAACGUGUGGAAUGAACUUGAUGAUGGUAGCCAACAUGGCUUUGGUGUGGCUAGUUGCACCCCAUAUACUGAUUUGCUUGGUUGCCAAAUGACAGAGGGGCAGGACGAGGCAACUCCUCAUUGUGAUGUACAGGUUUCAAACAACGACACCACUGAGUCACCAAGCACUGGCAAACGACCCAAAAAAGCAAAGCAGGGACGGGUUUCAAAAAGCACAGCCAUUCGGUCCUCGAGCUAUACUCCUAAGGAAGAUGAGGUUAUCUGUUCAGCUUACCUGAAUGUGUCAAAAGAUCCCGUUGUCUCUGUGAAUCAGCCCAGCAAAACUUAUUGGGAGAGAAUUUGUGACUACUACAACAAGAAUCGUGGCAUGUAUGGCCAAAGGACCAUUUCCUCCCUCCAACACAGAUGGGGUGAAAUAUCCAAAGAUACUUGCAAGUUCACUGGGUUUUAUGCAGAGAUUGAAAGGAAGAACCAAAGCGGCAAAAAUGAGGAUGAUAAGAUAAAAGAUGCGCUGCAGUUGUAUAAUGGUGUUCUUGGUCACUCUUUCAAGUUCAUUCAUUGCUGGUUCAUAUUGAGGCACGAGCAGAAAUGGCAUGAGUUUGUUGCAGAGAAGAAGCAACAUAAUAAAACAAGGCCGGAGCCCUCUGCUGAACCUGUGAGGCCAAUGGCUCCGGCAACAGAUACUCCUCAGAUCAAUGCCCAGAAUUUAGUUAGACCAAUGGGCAGGGAUAGUGCAAAGAGGUUAAGGAGUGCAAACUCAUCUGCUAGCUCUACUGGGUGUCUUGAGGUGCUGCAAAAGAUCCAUAGUGACAGGGCUAAGUAUGAAGAAAGGCAAGAGGAACAUAUCAAGGAUGAGUCGAAGGAAAUGGUAGAGAGAUACGAGAGGAAGCUGAGACUACAAGAGGAGUCCAUUAAUUUUCAGAAGGACUCCAUGAAUUUUCAGAAGGAGUUGUUGACAAAGCAGGUCUCUAUUCAAGAGAAAAUGUUGGCACUUCAAGAAAAAGAACGUGUGGAUAAAGUCAUGAUGGCUGACUUGGAUAAAUUUCCAUCAUGGGUGCGUGACUAUUAUGUCAUCGAGCAAAAAGAAAUUGCUGCCAGAAGACUACAAGCUGGUCAGCCAUCUGGUGAAAAGUGAGCUUCGGAGUGUUUGAGCUGGUCAGCCCUGUACUUGGGCUGUAUUAUUAGUGUGUGCUGAACCAUCUUUCUUGUAAUAUUUGUGUGGGCUGUAUUUGAACAAGUUCUGUUGUAUUAUUAGUGUCAUAUUUGAACAAUCUUGUAAUAUUUGAACAAGCUUUGUUGUAAUAAGAAAAAUGAGAUUCGGCGCAGCUCUUGUUGCCUCUU